AGUACUUGCGUGUGGUGUGUGGCGUCCGAGUGUGCCGAGAUGUUGGCUGUGUACCUCCCCAUUUUCGUGUCGUUGGCUAUGGCGGCUCCAGGAAUUUCUCGCACAUGCUACAAUUACUGCAAUACAAAAACAUCCUACCCAAUCAAAAGCAUUGUGCCCCUGGACUGCAAUUGUGAAGAUUUUCUAGACAUUGCAAUAGAAUCCGAAGAGUCAUCCAAGCUUACUCUUGACGAAACCGGCGUUUACUUUGUACCGGCGGAUGUUCGAAUCAUUCUAGACAAAGUUCAUUACAAGCCUUUCUUCAUUUCAAACCCUGCAAAGUUUUUAUCAAAAACAAGAGAUAGAAUAUAUAGAGAAUUUGACUCCUCUAAAGGAGCCGUAAAUGAUCUCUUGCCUUCGCAGAGCACACAUAUUGACAUAUACGAAAAGAAGGAAACAAUAUCACAUACCAGCAUAAAUGAGGAAUCUGGAAAUUCACCGCUAUAUUUAGAUAUAGAAAUUCAGGAUUCGUCGAAUAUAGAUAGAAUAGCUGAACAGAAAUAUACCUUUAUUAAUGACUUUGAUACCACCGAGAAAGCUUUGGUCAAAUGUCUCGACUUUCAGGUUCUACAUUACACCAGGCAACAUGGAUUUAUGAAAGAAUUUCAAGAAUUCUGGGAAGGCAGAAAUUUACACAAAUAUGAACACUUGUCUGAUUUGGAUGUAGAAGAAAAUAUUAAAACAUGGUGUAGUGAGCCUGCCACUAUAGUACAAAACAGCCUGCAUGAAAUAAAGCAGGGGUUACCUAAAAAACAGCCCAAUUCCAGAGCCGUCAAUAGAAUAACAGAUAAUGUCAAUAACAUUGACAACAUAAUUAAACCUACCAAAACUAUUAUGCCAGAGUUUACGGAGCCAGAAAAAACGACACUCCCGUGCGAGUCCAGCAUCCUGUACGACAAUAUCACUGAAUCACCCAAAACGAGUAAUAAAAGCACUGAAGAAAAUACAUCCGAUACCACAUACAACGGCAUCGAAAACUGGACUGUCAUGGACAUAAACGCGUCUUCCACUUUAAAUAAGGAUAAUAUGGACGAAUAUCAACAUGUAACUUUCCCCGCAGCUGCACUCUCCGAGGUAACAUCGACUACCACUGAGGAUCCAUUAUCAGUAGAUGAUUCGGUUGAAAUUAAAGCCAUUAGUACAUUAUUUACAGAUAAUUUGGAUACUACCACUAGCACACCAGUAGAUACAGAAAAUGAUUUAGUCACUAUGGGUUCUGAAGAUAUUAUGCACACCUAUGUCUAUAGCCCAAUUUUAACAGACAAAUCAGACAGUAACAGACUAAGUGACAAUGACGACGAUCAUUAUUUUAAUAAUACCUCUUUAGUGCACAUCUCGACCACGCCUUUAAGCACAGAACAAACCCUGGGAACUGAAAGUAUCUCUGACACAGAUGUUUUCGGUGAGGAAUCGUUAAACCUCUCAGUCACUGAUGCUUACUCUGAACUUCGAAGUGCGUACGAUGAAAAGGAGGUAAAGAUACCAAGAAUAAUAACCAAGGAAUGUCAAAAUAAUACAAUACAAACUAUAAUAGACGGCAUUGAAGAGUUACCAAAUAAUGAUUUCAGAGAUGAUGAAUCAGACAUAACUGGCCGACUUUAUUUCGUUUCAAACAGAGAACUUAUCCCAGUACGUUUUGUACAAACGAAAGGGGGUAGCGUUAAUUUGGGCAUAGAUGGGACAGGGCUGUGCGAUAAAAUAAUCCGCAAUACUAACAAAAAAUCAAGCUUACUGACAGUCCUAUGUGAAUAUAUACAAAGUGACAUGUAUCGAAAUAAAAACCCAUAAUACAU
Messenger RNA from Leguminivora glycinivorella, 1832 nucleotides. RefSeq lists its product as uncharacterized. The transcript has 2 exons. The record is from RefSeq and is a predicted model, not a curated record. The coding region runs from base 40 to 1827 and encodes 595 amino acids. NCBI's taxonomy places the organism in Eukaryota, Metazoa, Arthropoda, Insecta, Lepidoptera, Tortricidae.